AUAUUCCACAUGACAUAUGACCUGGCCAGUGCUGUAGUGAGAAUCUUUAAUCUCAUUGGAAUGAUGUUGCUGCUUUGCCACUGGGAUGGUUGUCUUCAGUUUUUAGUACCAUUACUCCAGGAUUUCCCACCAGAUUGCUGGGUGUCCCUAAAUGGUAUGGUUAAUGAUUCCUGGGGAAAGCAGUACUCCUAUGCACUCUUCAAAGCCAUGAGCCAUAUGCUCUGCAUUGGUUAUGGAGCCCGUGCCCCCGUCAGCAUGUCUGAUCUCUGGAUAACCAUGUUGAGCAUGAUUGUGGGGGCUACUUGUUAUGCCAUGUUUGUUGGUCAUGCGACUGCCCUAAUUCAGUCUCUGGAUUCUUCACGACGACAAUAUCAAGAGAAGUACAAACAAGUGGAACAGUACAUGUCAUUCCACAAAUUACCUGCUGAAAUGCGCCAGAAGAUCCAUGAUUACUAUGAACACCGCUAUCAAGGCAAGAUUUUUGAUGAAGAAAAUAUUCUCAAUGAGCUCAAUGAUCCCCUUAGGGAGGAGAUUGUGAACUUCAACUGUCGCAAGCUAGUAGCUACAAUGCCUCUCUUUGCUAAUGCAGACCCAAAUUUUGUGACUGCCAUGCUGAGCAAGCUGCGAUUUGAGGUGUUCCAGCCUGGUGAUUAUAUUAUUCGAGAAGGGGCUGUGGGUAAAAAGAUGUAUUUCAUUCAGCAUGGUGUCGCUGGAGUCAUCACCAAAUCCAACAAGGAGUUGAAGCUGACAGAUGGCUCCUACUUUGGAGAGAUUUGCCUUUUGACCAAGGGCCGUCGAACUGCCAGCGUCCGAGCUGACACAUACUGCCGCCUGUACUCCCUUUCCGUGGACAACUUCAAUGAGGUUCUGGAAGAGUACCCCAUGAUGAGAAGGGCCUUUGAGACAGUGGCGAUCGAUAGGCUGGACCGGAUAGGCAAGAAGAAUUCGAUCCUCCUGCAGAAGUUCCAGAAAGAUCUCAACACGGGCGUCUUCAACAACCAGGAGAACGAGAUCUUGAAGCAGAUUGUGAAGCACGACAGAGAAAUGGUGCAGACCAUCGCCCCUGUUAGCCUGCAGCAGCUGCCCACGCUGAACGCCAGCACCUCCGCGGUGUCGUCGUCGUCGCGCCUCAGGACGCAGUCUCCUCCCGUCUACACGGCCACCAGCCUCUCCCACGGGAACCUGCACUCGCCCUCGCCGAGCACGCAGACCCCCCAGCAAUCCGUCAUCCUCUCGCCGUGCUCCUACACCACGGCCGUCUGCAGCCCGCCCGUACAGAGCCCGCUGGCAGGACGAACUUUCCAGUACGCCUCUCCGACGGCGUCGCAGCUCUCCCUCAUGCAGCAGCCGCCGCAGCCGCCGCCGCCGCAGCCUGUGUUCCGGCAGAUGUCGUCGGGAGCCAUCCCGCCGAACCGGGGCGCCGCGCCGCCCGCCGCCCCGCUGCCGAGGGAUUCUUCCACAGUCUUAAGCACAGAUCCCGAGGGAGACAAACCGCGAUUUGCGUCAAACUUAUGAU
Tinamus guttatus (white-throated tinamou) is the source of this 1516-nucleotide messenger RNA. Lineage: Eukaryota; Metazoa; Chordata; Aves; Tinamiformes; Tinamidae. The record is from RefSeq and is a predicted model, not a curated record.